Molecule: messenger RNA, 891 nt
Organism: Batrachochytrium dendrobatidis JAM81
Lineage: Eukaryota; Fungi; Chytridiomycota; Chytridiomycetes; Rhizophydiales
Exons: 5
Coding region: 1-891 (296 amino acids)
Cellular component (GO): cytoplasm
Molecular function (GO): magnesium ion binding; 5'-nucleotidase activity
Source: RefSeq, a predicted model, not a curated record
AUGUUGGCCAUAUCUGAUAAGAUCAAACAAUUGAUUGAACUGGCGGCGGAUGCCAAGAACAAUCUAAUCAUUUCCAACCCAUCCAAGAUUGCAGAGAAGCUAGCACAGCUUGACGCAGAUGGUGUAUCGGCAUUACAUGUGAUUACAGACUUUGAUAUGACCCUUACUAGAUAUUGGACGAAUGGUGUUCGAAGCAGGAGUAGCCACGGUGUACUAGAGCAUGCUUCCAAUGUGGAUGACAAGUGCAAGACCGCACUGACAGAUCUCUACAAGAAAUACUAUCCGAUCGAGAUAUCUCAUACGAUCCCAUUCGAAGAAAAGGUUGAAGCCAUGAAGACCUGGUGGACGACUGCUCACAGCAUUAUUGUGGGAAUGGGUCUUACACGGCAGGAUAUCAAGGAUAUGGUACAGUCUUCUCCCGUGGCUUUCCGGCCCAAGCUAAAGGAGUUUGUUGAUUUAUGUCACGCUCGAAAUAUUCCAGUCCUGAUAUUUUCUGCUGGACUAGCAGAUGUGCUACAAGAGAUUAUGAAUUCUGCUCAACUGAUGCGAGACAAUAUGGAUAUUGUAUCAAACAAAAUGCGGUUUAAGGAUGAUGUUGCAAUCGCUUUUGAAGAUCCAUUAAUCCACACUUUCAACAAAAACGAAGCGACAGUCAGCGGAACUGAUCACCAUACAAAGAUUGGCGACCGUCAUAAUGUAAUUCUGAUGGGAGAUUCACUUGGAGAUCUGCGCAUGGCCGACAAAGUCCAUACGCAUGUCAAACUUACAAUUGGGUUUCUGAAUCACGAUCAAGAUCUUUUUCUUGACCAAUAUGCAAAAGCCUUUGAUAUUGUUGUGCUGAACGAUUCUUCUCUUGAAUAUGUUAUACAGCUGAUUACGAAUUUAUCGUGA